Messenger RNA from Alternaria alternata, 2622 nucleotides. RefSeq lists its product as hypothetical. Lineage: Eukaryota; Fungi; Ascomycota; Dothideomycetes; Pleosporales; Pleosporaceae. The coding region runs from base 130 to 2220 and encodes 696 amino acids. The record is from RefSeq and is a predicted model, not a curated record. The transcript has 2 exons.
UAGGCGGAGCCAGUGCGUCAUGCGCUGUUCGUGAUAUGAUAUUCCGAAAAUUUGCCUCUUGAACACUUGAAUCACGCAUGAGUCUCAACGUCUGCGAGCGACUUUGCGAGUUGCUAGUCUGUACACACCAUGAAGGAAGAGGAUAUUCUUGCUCGCCAUGCUCGGCCCCAGAAGUACUCGACUUGGAUUCCGAAGAAACGCGACUGGCGUUACGCGACUGGAGUCUUCCAACACGACGAUAUCGAGGGCACGCCUAGUGAUCGAUCAGCAUGGGACGACAUGGACUACGAGUACCAAGCUACAGAUACUCGGAAGAGUAGAGAAUGUAGUAUUGGUGAUCAGAGUAACGGCUACGGUACAGCGCUUGACAAGAGCGUGUCGAUACCAGGUACCCCAGAAGGCACGAAGGGGAGGCACUUACUUGGACUUCCAAAGACCAUCGUUAGUGUCGAGGCGUUCAAGAAGAAGGCAAAGACCGAGAAAAGGAGCGCAUGGCAUUCAAUAUCGAGGUGUCACCAGGUUGGCGAGUCCGAGACAGAAGGCGAGCAGUCAGCCUACGAGACCUAUAGCUUGACGGUCAGGCUACGCUUUUCAGGCAAACUCAUCAUCGAAGACGCGCUUCCGCACAUGGCGACAUCAGGCUCCAUCGGAUUCCCACAGCUACCAAGCACACCUACGAAGUUGAAAACGCCUUAUUCUCCAAAUUCACCAGCCACGGCUCGCACUGCGAAGUUACUUUUGACUCCAUAUGCACUGGACUCUAUCAAAUCCGUACACAAAUACCCCCCUUUUCAGCGGACGUGGGUUGAUGAGACAAGGGACUUUAAUAUGAGGGCAGUCCGUGGGGUUUUGCAAAAGUCUGGCUCUACUGGGAAGGACCUUGGGCCAAACUAUACAUGGUAUAAUGAUGCCCUUCCAGUGGACGCCUUGCUUCCUCCUGGAAUACCUCUAUCCGCUAAAGAGAUAAACGCGUACUAUCCUCAUCACGUUCGAUGGAGAGGCGUGAUGGUUCGAAUGUCAAACAACGACUAUCGUGGGUCAGACAUAUUGGGCAUGCAGGCUUUCUUCCGUGGCCCUCCUACGACAAACAUUUCAAGCGCAGCGAUGAACCAAAUACAACGCGACUCAGUCAAGAAUGUCAUAAUAGGCUUCAAGACCGACACUACUAAGGGAAAGCAUGAUGCGAACUUACAUACCGAUCACCUCGAACCGGGCAGGUACAUCGCAGAGAAGCGCAGCGGCUAUAUCCUACCAACAUUCGACGACCUCCUCCGUGGCCUCCAUCAUCUACCGUCUGGUCUCGAUGCUCGCGGUCUCACAGAGUGUCUGAGCUGGUAUCUCGAUUUCCGCAACUCUUUUACGCCUAAACUUGACUUGAAUGUCCUCCAUACUCAAGCUCUAAUCCGUGCCCUUCGUAUCCCUUUGAAGCGAUUCGGUCCCCAAAAUCUAGACUGCAAUGCGCUUGAAGAGUGGAAGAUAUGGGGGAAAUUCGAGGAACGCAAGGUGUUUUACGAAUCAGCGAAGCCUGCGUCGGCCAAGGUCGACAAUAUGGAGCAGAAAAGGUCGCAACUUCACAUGAACCUGGAUGACCACGAAGUCAAACUUGAUAUCCAGCUGCCACUCCGUCACAUCCUCGUCUUCCCUUUUCUUGCGCUACACGGUGUUGUAGGUGAAGCGCUCAAGCUUGGGAUCGAGAAAGCCGAGAACCGCAAGGCCGAAAGGAAGAGCGCAGAAGGACGAAGGAUGUUGGAAGCCAGGUGGGCUACCAAAGCAGCUAGUUAUACUGAUUUAGGAGCGAAUAAUCAAGAGAUGGACGCUGAACAAGCACAGAAGAUGGUGGUGGCGCCCGAACCAGCCGUGAAAGCAGAGGGAAAGACAAAGCAAUCUCGUUUUAUCCCAGAACGCGUCCUUACGACCGAAGCACUACGUUCUCUUGCGCCAGCACCAAAGAAAAAUCUGACUGCACCGCCAGCAGAUAGAGGACCACUCGGUCACCGCGGACCGCCUGGACCACUAGCUGCAGUGCUAUCGGCACAAGCCUCUGCUAGACAGCCUUCCAUGCCACCUGUAUCUACGCAUCUCGAUAGGCCUCGGGGUGUACAGGCACCGUCCCCUACACAUGCGCUUCAUUCAGCAUAUGGACGGAGGGGGUAUGAUUCGAUAAGGCCGACAGAACAGCGUGAUGGGAGGGGCGGUAGUGGUGGUGCGAAAUACUAUUAGAGGGGUUGACAGUAUGGAAGCUACAAGCAAAUGAUGCAAUUUCGACCCAGUCGACACUAGGGAUGAAUAAGAGAACUGCCUGAAGCUUUGAACUGUGAUUCCAUAACUUUACUCAUAGCCUGUAAAUAAGAACUAGACCCAAAGACAUUACUGAAGCAAGGAUAUGAGGUACAGUGCGGUUAGGGCAUGAAGAAGCUCAAUCGUUCCAUGUUCUACACUCUAGAACUGAAAUCUCCUCUAAAAUCAUACGCAAUUUUUUUUUAAUAUAACAUUUACAGAAAUGCGACACCGCGUACCUUCUGGGUAAGUGUUGUUGGGAUAGCGCCUCGAAAACAGAUCAACGUCUCUAUACAACUUACAUCUUAACCCCGCGAACUUGGGUUCGGGAGUGUCUGGCCCAGG